AUGCCUCCGAAAAAUCGACCCACAACCACUAAUACCACUGAUGAGCCAUUGGCUAAACGCCAUCGACGCGAAGCAUCAGCAACAGCUCAUGGCAAUAAUAAUGAAACAACGUUAACCAAACAAAAAGAAGAGGAAAUGUCGUCGGCGUAUAUUGCGCAGUUGUUGGCCGAGGAAGAUGGGUAUAUGGACGAACACCCGUAUUAUUCCGAAUAUAAUAGUAUUUUUUAUGAGCCGCAUUAUGAGUCGGAUAAUAUGGAACAGGACGACGACUAUACGCCUGGUGCCAGAAAUAAGCCAGUUAGUAGAAGUAAGAAAGCAGUCACAGGAAGCACGCGUGGUAGAAAACGCAAGGCACAACUCGAUUCCGAUAAUGCCGAUCAUAAUCUCGAAAAUCUUACCAACAAAUUGCCCGAGAAUACCGGCACAAUCGGCACUUUAGCAAAUGCGCUUGAAAACAUGGCGUCGCAAAAAGAAUUUAGUGAUAGUGCAAUACAAAAUAAGCAGCAGCAGAUGGCACCGCUGCCGGAAUCCACCACGAUCGACAAGACAUUAUUAACACAAGAAGCAUCGUCGUCGUCAUUCGUGAUGAUCAGAAGUGAAUUGGAAUCGAAACCACCAGUCAAUCAAGAAUCAGAAAAUAAUCAAGAAUCAGCUAAAGGAAACGAUCAAGAAUCAGCUAAAGGAAACAAUCAAGAAUCAGCUAAAGGAAAUCAAAACCAGUCUUCUUUACCCACCAAUGAAUCCUCGUCAUUGUCUGGAUUGAUCGAAGCGGGAGAAAUAAAAAAGCGUAAAGAGAAAGUAGCAAGACCAAAAAAUCCUGGUAUGAAUAGUGGUACUUAUACGGAACAGGAAGAAUUUUUGUUCUUAGAAGCGUUGGAACGUUGGGGUCGUGAUUGGCAAAAACUUGCAGAACAUAUUGGAACUAGAGAUCCAAAUUCGAUAAGAAGUCAUGCUCAAAAGCAUUUCAUCAAAUUGUUUCGUGAUGGAAUUCCUUUGCCACUUAAAGUUCAAGAAUCUGGUUGUGGCUACACUUUAUCGGGAAAAGAUCUUGAUCCCGAAUCCGCAGCGGCUAAGCCAUAUCUUAGUAGAAUGAAGUCUCGAAGCGAACUUCCUGUACAAACGGGCUCCGGCUCACCGCCAUCUGGAACUACAACACCUAAAGGUUCACAUGGACCUCGUCCUGAUGCACCAAUUCCUACGAGCGCGUCUACUACACCAAAUGGGAAAAAACCCAUUCAAUCUUCAAAAAUUUCGAAAAUAAAGGAAGAGAAGGAAAAGAAAGCUCCUAAGCUAUAUAAACGCAAAGAGCCAAGAACCACCCAAGAAGUCCCCUCACAUAAUUCUAACAAUACUGAUAACGCUUAUGGUUCGGAUGGUCGAACAGAGUACGCCAAAAGCAGAUUGCGUAAUAUUAGAGAAAGGCCAUCUAUCAAUUUUAAACAAAUUGAUGGUAAUGAUACUGAUCCUUUAACAAUGGUAAAAUGCGAACCGUUUUGCGGUGCCCCGAAUUCAAAUGUACAUGGAUGCCAACCUUUUUCUAUUCUUGUGGAAUCGAAUGUCUUGCUUGCGAUGGAUUUCCAUGCACACCUUAUGCAGACUGAAAUUAUUGGAUUUUUGGCAGGACAUUGGCAUCCCGAAGAGAAGAAAUUAAUCGUUAAAGCGACAUUCCCAUGCCGUUCACUUGCGACAGGCCAAGACCAUGUGAACGUGGAGAUGGAUCCAACGUCAGAGACGGAAGUUCGGGAAGCCAUCCAAGCGCGCAACAUGCGAGUCGUUGGUUGGUAUCACUCGCACCCUACCUUUGUUCCAGACCCGUCAAUCGUAGAUAUUGAGAAUCAGAAAAACUAUCAAAAUCUUUUUCGAGAUGAAGCAAUGAAUGAGGAACCUUUUGUGGGUGCUAUUAUCGGUCCAUAUGAUCCAAAACUUCCAAGCUCACUCUCAGUGAUUAAUUGGUAUUAUGUAAGCAACAAUUUCGAAGAGCGCGGCCAACCGAAACAAUUAGCCUAUGAAUUGUUUAAUAAUAAUCAAUUCUCUAAACAAGAAGCCGAUGAACUUCUAAAACUUGUUGAAGAAUAUCGCACGUCAAAAGAGCGAGUAAAUUUCCAAGAAUAUUGGCGUAAGGAUAUUGAGGAAACAAAGUUGGACAAACUCAUCAAAUCACUUGGUCGACGUAUGCCUUGGCUUUAUCCUGGCAAGAAACAACAGCAAACAACCGGCAACCUUCACUUACCAAAUCAGCCUUUCGAACCAUCAUUACCAGUACCUAAUUCAGAAUUUACAGCAAAAAUUGACGAGGACGACCCAUUAUCAUCAUCAACUGAGGAAGGAGGUGAAGAUCUUAAAAAUCCUCAUUUGAUCGAUGAAAUUAACUUUGAUUCUAUGGCACUUGAUUCCUCUUUUAUGUCUAUUGAUUCAGACGUUGCAACGAUGCAGCCACAACAACAGAUCUCUGUUGCACUCGCCGAUGAUUUCUUACGAAGGGUGGAAAGCAUGCUCAAAGCUUGGUGA
Ambispora gerdemannii is the source of this 2508-nucleotide messenger RNA. The record is from the annotation of a GenBank genome assembly. NCBI's taxonomy places the organism in Eukaryota, Fungi, Glomeromycota, Glomeromycetes, Archaeosporales, Ambisporaceae.